Molecule: messenger RNA, 1392 nt
Organism: Puma concolor (puma)
Lineage: Eukaryota; Metazoa; Chordata; Mammalia; Carnivora; Felidae
Gene: ITPKA
Product: inositol-trisphosphate 3-kinase A
Biological process (GO): inositol phosphate biosynthetic process; phosphatidylinositol phosphate biosynthetic process
Cellular component (GO): nucleus; cytoplasm
Molecular function (GO): inositol hexakisphosphate kinase activity
Source: RefSeq, a predicted model, not a curated record
AUGACCCUGCCCGGGGGCCCGACGAGCAUGGCGCGGCCGGGGGGCGCGGGGCCCUGCAGCCCGGGGUUGGAGCGGGCCCCGCGCCGGAGUGUCGGGGAGCUGUGCCUGCUCUUCGAGGCGCGCUGCGCGGCGGUCGCUGCCGCCGCCGCCGCAGGGGAGCCCCGGGCCCGCGGGGCCAAAAGGCGUGGGGUCCCGGGGGGGACAGGCUGUCCGAACGGCUCCCCUGCGGCCCCCCCGGUGAUCCCGCAGCUGACUGUGACAGCUGAGGAGCCGGACGGACCCCCGACCAGCCCGGGGCCACCGGAGCCGGAGGGUGGCUGGCUCCCGGCCGUGGGCUCCUCACACCUGCAGCAGCCGCGCCGCCUCUCCACCUCGUCGCUCUCCUCUACUGGCUCCUCGUCGCUGCCCGAGGACUCAGAGGACGAUCUGCUGAGCGACAGCCAAAGCCGGAGCCGCGGCAACGUGCAGCUGGAAGCCAGCGAGGACGUGGGUCAGAAAAGCCACUGGCAGAAGAUUCGGACCAUGGUGAAUCUGCCCGUCAUGAGCCCUUUCAAGAGGCGCUAUGCCUGGGUGCAGCUGGCUGGGCACACGGGGAGUUUCAAGGCGGCUGGCACCAGCGGGCUGAUCCUGAAGCGCAGCUCAGAGCCGGAGCGCUACUGCCUGGCGCGGCUCAUGGCGGACGCGCUGCGCGGCUGCGUGCCCGCCUUCCACGGCGUGGUGGAGCGCGACGGCGAGAGCUACUUGCAGUUACAGGACCUGCUCGACGGCUUCGAUGGGCCCUGCGUACUUGACUGCAAGAUGGGCGUCAGGACUUACCUGGAAGAGGAGCUGACCAAAGCCCGCGAGCGGCCUAAGCUGCGGAAGGACAUGUACAAGAAGAUGCUGGCGGUAGACCCGGCGGCUCCUACCGAGGAGGAGCACGCGCAGCGCGCGGUCACCAAGCCACGCUACAUGCAGUGGCGAGAAGGCAUCAGUUCCAGCACCACACUGGGCUUCCGCAUCGAAGGCAUCAAGAAAGCUGAUGGCUCCUGCAGCACCGACUUCAAGACGACGCGAAGCCGGGAGCAGGUGAUUCGUGUCUUCGAGGAGUUUGUGCAAGGGGAUGCGGAAGUGCUGAGGAGGUAUCUGAACCGCCUGCAGCAGAUCCGGGACACCCUGGAGGUCUCUGAGUUCUUUAGGAGGCACGAGGUGAUCGGCAGUUCGCUGCUCUUCGUGCACGAUCACUGCCAUCGCGCCGGUGUGUGGCUCAUUGACUUCGGCAAGACCACGCCCCUCCCCGACGGCCAGACCCUGGACCACCGGCGGCCCUGGGAGGAGGGCAACCGCGAGGACGGCUAUUUGCUGGGGCUGGACAAUCUCAUUAGCAUCCUGGCCAGCCUGGCUGAGAGAUGA